ACACUCAAUCUCACACACACACACUCAAUCUCACACACACACUCACACUCAAUCUCACACACACUCAAACACACACACACUCAAUGUCACUCACACACACUCAGACACUCACACUCGACGCACAUGACAGGCGGCCAGCAAAGUGAGGCGAGCGACUGGGAGACUGAGCGGAGUCCGUGACGAGUGGCAGGAGAUCCUCACGACCCCCUGGACAGCGAUGCUCCGUCUGUUUCUCAUGAUGCUUUUCCCGCAGCAACUGUCCUCCGCCGGGGAGUGCGGCGAUGGAUUCUACAAAACACCGCAAGGAGUUUGCUGUGAGCUGUGCCGUGCAGGGAUGUACAAGAUGUCGGACUGCAUAGCUAAUGGUCGUGCUGCCAUGUGUGAGUCGUGCCCUAAGGGCACAUUCAUGGACAGAGACAACCAGGAGAAGGUGUGCUCGUGGUGCAGCAGCUGUGGACCAGGCGAGGAGGCGGCUGUGAACUGCUCCGUGGCCCAGGACACGGUGUGUCGGUGCGCAGAGGGCCUCAAGAGAGACGACGACUUGGGAAUUUGUGUGCCUCAGGAGUUGCAAACCCCAGGUAACUCCACGUCAGUCGUGUUGGCGGCAGUCCUCAUCUUCGUCGUGACUGCACUCGUGUUGCUCAUAGUUUACUUCAACAUGAAGCAGAAGGGGUUGACUUUAAAAACGAUGGUGAAGCGAUCAGACACUCAUACAAAUAACGAGCAUGAUGAAAAUCUACCGCUUGUUAUCGUGCAAAAUGAACACAAGGUGCCAUAUGGAGGUCAGAGGAGCAAUGAGAGCAGCGAGACAAUGCAACAGAUCCGAGAGAACAAAGAGAAACUCAAGGCCUGGAUCGGAGCGGAUCCCUCGGCUUUCCUGGAGCAUCUCAACGGCUUCAAAUUGAUUCCACGACACGUGCACCAAGCGGCCAUCGACAAGGGCGGAGAGGAGAGUGUGGAGCUCGUUCUGGACCACUUCCUCAGCCAGGGAGAGGCACGCUGUGAGACGCUGUGGGACGCCCUCUACUCUGUGAGGAAGCAAUACGUGCAGCUGUGGAAGUGGAUUCAGUCACACGGCGAGGCGUUGAGGGCCAUUCGAGAUAAGGAGUCGGAUCUGAAGCUCUGGAUCGCCAGAGAACCCAAGCAUCUUCUGCUGCAGCUGAUGAGUCGGGGACGGAUCCCGAACGAGCUCUUCACCGAGGCCAAGGGCAUCCGGGAUGGCGUGGAGUGCACGGAGCUGCUGCUCAACUUCUUCAAAGAGAGAGGGAAUGACGACUGCCUCAAGCUGCUCUUUGCCCUGCAGGCCGUGCAGAACGAGUAUCCUGGACUCAAGGAGUGGCUGGGAGGCCUUGACUUCCUCCGGAGACUCUCCAACAAGUCCCCCCUGGUUCUGAACAAGUACAACGACUUUGUCCUCCGAGACAAAAUCCGCUUCAAGACGAGGGAGCUCCUCGUGGCACUGCACGACGACCUGACGCCUCUGCUCUCCCAACUGCAGAUCAGGAACAUCCUCACCGACAACAGCGUGCGGGCCGUGAAGGAGAUGCAAGCUCGGCAAGGCAGCGAGAAGGCGACACAGCACAUGGUGGAGCUGGUGAUGGCGAGGGGGCGACCCAGGGUCAAGCAGUUCUGGGAGGCGCUGUGGGACCUCAGGGAAAGUUACCCAGACCUGGAGAACGUCUUUGAGAAGUUCUAAUGGGUGGAACCGGAGAGCGAGAGGGGAAGACCUAACGGAGAAUGGCUUGACGAUGACCUCAUAACGAGAUUGGUGCCAGAAAGAUGAUGCGGCCACUACUUUAGCAUAUUGGCACGACAAGACAGGGAGAGAGGAAAGUGGAAACAAACCACCACCUACGACUAUGGGGAUAUCUGCCAUAUGGAUUGUGAUGAUGAUGAAUGGUGCGUGGGGGGUAGUUGUGGUCCAGUGGUUAUUGCACUGCACAAAUCACGGUGGCUAGGACAUGUUAAUUACCCUGCCCCGUAUACAGGACGGGAGGUCGUGGGUUCGAUCGCGACCCAGACGCCUGCUGUUUAUUUUGAGUUUGCAACAUCUCUCUCCCCGUGGUCACGUGGAUUUUCAUCCAAGUCGUCCUCUUUUCCCUUCCGCAUGAAGAAUCAACGUGACGCGUUUAGAAUAUUUUGCUGCCAUAAAAUUCCACGUGAUGAUGUUGACAGGAAUUCGUUGAGCUAUCGUUUCGGAUAGCCAUGUCGCUUCUGAAUAAGAGCUACUGUAUAGCUCAUUGGGCCUGUACUGGAAAGAUAACUCAAAUAUAUUUUUUUUAUCAUUUAUGAACCCAACUGCUCUGUCUGCUUCUUCCCUGGCACUGCUCCGCUUUGUAAUUCCCUGCCAUCGUGUCAAGUUUUUGUAACAACCCUUGCCCAAUUAAAGAAAGUUAUUGUCCAUUGACAGCCACGCAGAUGAAUGUGCAUGAUUGCCGUGGGGGGGUGUUUAGUCAACGAGACCAAAUUAAUCGGUCCUAUUCAUUAAGAUUACAAACAUUCAUCAAUGGUUCAUUUAAGUUACGGUCGGCUUAUUUUAACUUUGUUUUAUUAAUUUAUAAAUAGCAUCACGAUACAUAUCAUAAUUAUUUAAUCACGGGCCAAGCAAGAUGUAUUCACUUGCAUUAGAUCGCUGCCACUUCCAGAGCAGAUCACUUUGCCAGGCUCCCUCACUACCAGGCCGGGGAUGCCUGAUAUGGCCAUGGUCGCCAUUUAACAAAAAAAUGGCCGCGAGUUAUCAACUCCGAAAAGCAUUCGUAGAAGAUUACAAUUCUUAAUUCUAUAUUUAAAGCUUUCGUGACUGCUAGGAUCCAUACUCUUU
Petromyzon marinus (sea lamprey) is the source of this 2821-nucleotide messenger RNA. NCBI's taxonomy places the organism in Eukaryota, Metazoa, Chordata, Hyperoartia, Petromyzontiformes, Petromyzontidae. The record is from RefSeq and is a predicted model, not a curated record.